Messenger RNA from Mustela erminea (ermine), 2327 nucleotides. RefSeq names its product RELT like 2 (gene RELL2). NCBI's taxonomy places the organism in Eukaryota, Metazoa, Chordata, Mammalia, Carnivora, Mustelidae. Bases 719 to 1924 code for a protein of 401 amino acids. The transcript has 9 exons. Gene Ontology annotation, biological process: positive regulation of p38MAPK cascade; positive regulation of cell-substrate adhesion. The record is from RefSeq and is a predicted model, not a curated record.
GGUUCCGGAGCGUUAGCAUCUGCGCUCUGCAGAGGACCGGUAGCAUCGGUUCUAGGAUGCGAGGGUCAUCUCCUCCGGGGCAGGGGUCAGAUCCUCGGGAAUCCGAGACAUCUCGUCCAGCCAGCUGCCCCAAACGGGGCGCAGGCCAUUGUCACCAGUCUAGGAGACUCCGGAGAACCGCCACUCCGUCCCUCUCCGGUGCAGAAAGCCAGCUUCCCGUGGUCCGCUGGGAAGAUUCCUGGCUAUCCACCAGAUCGAGGCAUCUGAGGGCAGGAGAUGAGCCAAGCAUGCGGGAUAGAACAGUGGAGAGCACUUUGUUCUGACUGCCUGUCCUCCCCACCUGAACUCUGACUCGGCGCCGCACACUCCCCCCGGGGGGGGCGGAGGGGGGCGGCGCAGUCACGCGCGCCCCACACUUGCGCUCACAAGCACGCAAGGCUCUCUCUCUCCGCCCCGCACACCUGCGCUCCGCCCCCUGGUCCCGGGCUGGCGACUGGAGAAGGCAUUUGGGAACCUAGGGCGGCUGCGGCGGCGCCCCCCCCCAAUCCCCAUUUCCUUCCCCUUCCCACAGACGGAGUUGUCCGGAGCCAGCCGCCGCUCCCAACCAGCCCGCAUCCCUCUUCAUCCUUCCCUCCCCCCGCCUGCCGCGGCACCGGUAUCUGCAGCCAGAGCCCGGAGCCGGUGAGGCGGCGAGGGGGGGAGGGGGAGGAAGCAAGGGAUGAGCGCCGGGAGGGCGUCGGGGGCCCUAAGCCGGACUAGGACGUCCCUGGAGCCGGAACCCGAGCCGGAGCCGGAGCCAGAAUCAAGCCACCGUGUCCUUGGGAGGGACGGAAGCUCAGGACAAGCUGGAAAGGGGAACGCUCUGGGCGUCGGGGAAGCAGGAUCAGGGUCGUGGAAGAGGGCUUGCGCAGCCACCGUCUGGCACCCCUGCCCCGGACCAGCACCCCUGUCCCUAGCUGCAGCCCCCUACCCCCAGGAGGCGCCCUGGCCCGCGCUCGCCCCCCAGGGCCUCAUGUCGGAACCACAGCCUGACCUGGAGCCGCCCCAACAUGGGCUAUACAUGCUCUUCCUGCUUGUGCUGGUCUUCUUCCUCAUGGGCCUCGUAGGCUUCAUGAUCUGCCACGUGCUCAAGAAGAAGGGCUACCGCUGCCGCACGUCGAGGGGCUCGGAGCCCGACGAUGCCCAGCUCCAGCCCCCUGAAGACGAUGACAUGAAUGAGGACACCGUAGAGAGGAUUGUUCGCUGCAUCAUCCAAAAUGAAGCCAAUGCUGAGGCCUUGAAGGAGAUGCUGGGGGACAGUGAAGGAGAAGGGACAGUGCAGCUGUCCAGCGUGGAUGCCACCUCCAGCCUGCAAGAUGGAGCCCCUUCCCAUCAUCACACAGUGCAUCUGGGCUCUGCAGCCCCUUGUAUCCACUGCAGCCGCAACAAGAGGCCCCCACUUGUUCGUCAGGGACGCUCCAAGGAAGGAAAGAGCCGCCCCCGGCCUGGAGAGACCACCGUGUUCUCUGUGGGCAGGUUCCGGGUGACACACAUUGAGAAGCGCUAUGGGCUACAUGAGCAUCGUGAUGGCUCUCCCACGGACAGGAGCUGGGGGUCUGGUGGAGGGCAGGACACAGGGGGUAGUCAGGGGUCUGGGGGAGGGCAGCCCAGGGCAGGGACACCUGCCAUUGAGAGUGUGCCCCCUGAAAGGCCACAGCCCCCGGGCCUUGCCAGUCCCCCAGUGCAGAAUGGAGGACUCAGGGAUGGCAGCCUAGUCCCUUGUGCACUUGAGGGGAACCCUAGAGCCUCCACAGAGCCCAUUCCUGGGGCUGGAGAGAAGGGCUCAAGCCCAGGACUGGCCAGUCGAGAGGCAAUUGGACAGUCAAGCAAACUGGACACCUCAGAUCACCAGGUGUCCCCACCACGGGGAGCAGGGGGUGUGUGAGCCUCCUUCUUCAGUGUGCUGAUGGACUACCAGCUGGCAGGGCCAGGGGGUGGGUGGGCAUGAAGGCCCUCCUCCCCACUGGACAGCACUGCCCCCCACCUGAGGAACCAGCUCUACUUCCAUCUGGAGUUGCAUGGCCUCAGGCUGGGGGACCUCGGGAGAAGUCUCAACCCCAUCCCUCAGUCUCUUUCACAUCCCCUGCCUGCCAACAGGCUGCCUGACCCCUUCCCCAUUACCUCGCUCCAUUUGCUAGAGCGUGGCAGCUGGGAGCAGGCCCCUGCCCUUGGUGGGCCCCUAAAGCAAUAGCACCUUAGGCCCCCUGCCCUCUUGGCAAAAGAGGUCCAGGCCCUGGCUUGGGCUUAGUGCCCUUUAUUCACUGUCAAUAAAUCCGCUCAGACCAUUA